AUGGCCGAUGCCCCUCCCCCCACCCCGUCUGAGCUUCUCCGGAUGGUAACUGAGCUCCAGCAAGCGAAUCAACGUAUGGCUGAAGCAAACCAGCGCAUGACAGAAGAAAACCAAAGAAUGCAACAACAGAUUCAACAAUUGGCUAACGCUCGACUGGAACAUAACAAUGAUCGUCGUGAGCGGCAGGAAAAUGAUGACCAACGGUCCGAACCGACUCAUGUCUCGGAGACACCUCAAGACGAUGACGCUGAUCAUCGGAACGAGGAGGCAAUACCCGAGGACGAGAAUGACCAGCCCGACAACUCGGCAGGACCUUUUACGGCUGACAUUAUGAAUUUUCAACUGCCCAGACAAUUCACGCUGCCGACAACGCUAACUCCCUACGACGGGCUAGGGGAUCCUAAGCAGCACAUUAAAAAAUUCCGAUCUAUUAUGAUUGUCAAUGGGGCAUCCGACCCCAUUUUAUGUCGUUGUUUUCCUUCCUUUUUAGAUGGACCCGCACUUGACUGGUUUUGCUCUUUGCCUGCAGAUUCUAUUUCCCGCUUCCAGGAGCUAGCAAAGCAGUGUGAAGACCAUUUUGCAGCGUCAGCAAUUUACCUGCACGAUUCCGACUAUCUAAAUACAAUCAAGCAGGGUCCGCAAGAGAGUCUGAAGGAUUAUAUUACCCGUUUCACAAAAAUCGCCAUGCAAAUUCCUGAUUUACAUCCAGAGGUCCACUUGCAUGCAAUUAAAAGCGGCCUCCGACCUGGCAAAUUCCAGGAAACUAUUGCAGUAGCCAAGCCAAAGACUCUGGCCGAGUUUAGGGAGAAAGCCAAGGGGCAAAUAGACAUCGAAGAGCUUCGACAAGCGCGACAAGCAGAAAAGUCAGCGUUCAUGAAAGACGAUGACAAACCUCGAGAGAGCAAGAAAAAUUUCAAGCCCGUGCCGCGUUACGAGUCUUACACUCAGUUCAACACAAAAAGGGACGACAUUAUCAAGGAAAUGUUAAACUCCAAGCUCAUCAAGCCACCCCGUAAGGCCGGCAGCUACCCGGAGCCAAAGAACGUAGAUAAAUCGAAAUACUGCACCUUUCACCAAAAGCAUGGUCAUACCACAGAUGAGUGCGUGAUUGCCAAGGAUCUCCUAGAGCGCUUAGCGCAGCAAGGACACCUUGAUAAAUUCAUUGCAGGACACAUGCAGAAACGUCAAAUUCCAAGCUCCGACCAACCUGCAACAACUUCAUCAUCCAAAGAAAAGGACAAAGCCCCGGCUCAGCCCAGAGGGGUGAUUAACUGUAUUUCAGGGGGAUAUGCCGGUGGAGGAGAAACAAACUCGGCAAGAAAACGCACAUACAGGGCUAUAUUGGCAGUUGAACACUCUUCUAGCCAUUCUCAACCAACCCCAGACGUUCCUGAGAUGACUUUUGGCUGUUCUGAUUUUAAAUCCAACCACAUGAACUAUGACGAUCCCGUGGUGAUCUCGAUUCAGUUGAGAGACCUUAUUGUUCGGAAAGUGCUGCUUGAUCCUGGGAGCAGCGCCGACGUACUAUUCUUCGCCACAUUCCAGAAAUGA
This is a messenger RNA of Arachis stenosperma, 1551 nucleotides long. RefSeq lists its product as uncharacterized. Bases 1 to 1551 code for a protein of 516 amino acids. The transcript has a single exon. Lineage: Eukaryota; Viridiplantae; Streptophyta; Magnoliopsida; Fabales; Fabaceae. The record is from RefSeq and is a predicted model, not a curated record.